Messenger RNA from Xyrichtys novacula (pearly razorfish), 3969 nucleotides. The record is from the annotation of a GenBank genome assembly. Lineage: Eukaryota; Metazoa; Chordata; Actinopteri; Labriformes; Labridae.
GCACAAAACCGAGAGACUGAUGAGGUUAACGCAGACAACCUCAAGUAAAACAGAGACUUUAACCAAACCAUCUGUGAAAUAUCCUUAACGACCCAGAUUCUGUUUUCGAUAGUUGUAACAACUUCUCGCGAUAUUUGGACUCUGUAGAAGAAGUUAAAAAACGAUCAAGCUGAUGCUGUACGGUAAGACGCGCUUCCUCUUCUGAAUCUAAUCUAAAUUUAAAGUAGUCCAUCAUACAUUUGUUGGUAACUAUUAAACUUUUAUCUUAGUUCAAUUUUUGUAUUGUAUAACUAACCGAAAAGUGAAAGGACGAGCUUUCAAUUCGCUUUUUAAAUGAAUUUACUCAUAUAUGUCUAUCUAUAUCUAUAUCUAGCUAUAUAUAGCAUUGUAUUUUACCGUAGAUAAAUCUUAAGGCGGCUUAUCUCAACCGGGGAUCCCCGGACUUCCAUCCCAGUCACGCCGAUAAAAAUAAAAGGAAAACGUCAUUGUUGGCAGCCGUGAGGUUUGUUUUGGCAAAAAAAAAAUCCCCAGUGACCGGGAUAAGAAUUUGAAACUUGCAGUCAAGCUGCUCCAAACUCAACAGAUGAUAAGUUUGUGCUUUACUUUUUUCCGCCUUUAGGCUUCAGAGCCUGCCAGGAAGUUCUCAAGUUGUAAGAUUUAAUAAGAAUCAAAACAAUAUGUUAAAAUUUGUUGGAACAUUCAUCAGUACAAGUAAUUAUCAAAAAUGUAACAAAAAUUUAAAAAACUAAAAGCAAAUGCUGCGUAGCUGUAGGCUACUGUUUUCAUGGCAACUUUACAGCCCUCUGUGCAAACACAAUUUAGUUAUGAUGCAAUUUGGAUUUUUUUUUUUAAUUCUUACACUUCAUAUCAACUUAUCCACUGUAAUAAUGUCUGUAUUCUUUUUCUUUAUCAUGAUUGUAUAUUUAAAAAUGUACUAUCUACUUUCUUCUAAUAGCUUAACCAAAAUGAGCAUCCAGAAACAGGAACAGGUGGAGAAGAGUUAUGACCCACAGGAUACCACCAUGAAGUUUGUGGACAGGGAGGACGACUUGGAUUUUGUGUGUAAGAUGAUUUUUUUUCCUCCCCCUUAUUGACUAAUUUUGUCUCAGAAAUUGGAACAAACAGGAGCUGCAGUUAUAUUUUUACUUUAUUACUGACAGGGACUUCAGACAGUCCAGAUAGUUAAACUUUUACUUAACCACUGUCAAAUAGUGUGUUUUACUUCCUUCUCCCUCCAAGCACUCUUUAUCCUCCUCUGUGUUUGAACACUGUGAUAGUUCACAACAGCUAAACAUUGGCACUUUUGUGUAACCAUAGAUGCCGACUAUGAUGGUCUCAAAGCAGAGCUGUCCUGCGGUCAUGCUGUAACUCCAAAAUCCCUCACAGACUGGUGUGUCAGACAGCUAAAGAAGGUAUCUCAUGCCCUAAAAACACACUAUAAUGUAUUGAUAAAAACAUAUUGAUGCCUGAACUGAAGUUGAAAAUUGAAACAAUACAUUAAAAGCUUUUCUGUUGGGCUUGCAGUUAUCAUAACAGACGAAAACUUUGAAAAAAAAAUUUAAAUGGAAAAAUAAACUGAUAAUACUAUAUUCAUAAGCUUUUGUUUAAUUUUCGAGGGUCCAAAUUGGAUUUUGUCUUUGUUGUCUGAAGGGUAAAUACAAAUUCAGAUGCCCUGCAGCUGUGGAAGGCUCCACCAAAGUGUGUAAUAAACGUUGGUCGUACCGGGAGGUGAGAAGACUGGCAGAUUUGUCUGUUGAGGAAAUGAUCUACUUUGAAGAGACCAUGGCACGCCUGGCUGCUACAAAAUACUGUGAAAUAAAGCCGGUAAGCAAUCCACACUUUUUCACUGCCACGUGGCAGAGUUGAACAAAGAAAAAAGGACCCAAAUGCAGAACAAAAUCAAAUAAAAAAUAACAAAAUCUUACUUAAAAAACCCCAUCAGGAAACGAAGGAUUCACACAUAAAAGAUCAGGGGAAACAGACACACAUACACACAAACAUCGACAUACAAUGAACCAACAAGGACAGAGGGGAAGACAGGGACUAUAUACACAGUGGGAAAUGAACAACAGGUGAGGCAGACCAGACACAGGUGAAACUCUUGGGUGAUUAACAAAGGAGGGAAAACAAGGGAAGUAAAACCAGACUAGAAACACAAGGAAUCAACUACCACAAAACAAAAUAGGAAAACACUGAAAACUGAUCUGCAGAAUAAAGCACAGAGAACAGGAGGGAAACAGGGUCAAACACAAACUGAAAACUUACAAGACAGGACUACAGGGGAACAUGAAUGGUGGGGAACAAAAACUCUAGGGAAAAUAGACUCAAAUGACAAAACCAGGGAAAAACUAAAUUAACAGAAAAAGGAAAAAUCAAGUGCUCCGAUUUAAGAAUGCUCUUCAUACUGUCUGUUUUUCACAUCAGUGCCCACAGUGCAAAACAAAUUUGGAGAGGGUGGACCUCGGUAACCUGUGUGUGGUGUGCACCAUCUGUACGGCUAAUCAGAAGAAAACCUACCAGUUCUGCUGGCAGUGCCUGAAGACGUGGAAAGGUCCCGGCCCUCGAUCUGACCGCUGUGACAAUCAAGGCUGCAUCAAUAAGGACCUGGAACUUCUGCAGACCUGUAAGAGCAUCAGUCUGCCUGCAGUGAAGGGGGUCACCGAAUGCCCCUCUGUGCGAGCCUGUCCCACAUGCGGCAUGGCUGUGGAACAUAGCCAAGACUAUUGCAAAAAUAUCCACUGCCCUCGCUGCAACGUGUCAUUCUGUUUUGUCUGUCUGAAACUGAAGGUUACAUGCAGCAAAACAAGUUCGCCUUAUGCAAUCUGUCCAAGUGGAGUGGCUCCCAGACAGACCUCCAUCCCGUUGUGGAAGAGGAAAUAAGAAAAGCGGUGGAUUUUGGUACCUCUCAAGGGGCAACCCAGCUCCUGUUGUCGAUAGAGCAAUAACAAAACCCUGAAAACUUACCUUAAUUUUCAGGGUCAGCUGCAUGUGUAAACACAAUUGCCCUUGUGGCCUACUUCUAACUUUUCCUGCCACCCCAAAAAUUCCUGUCGUUUAUAUUUUUAAUAACAUUCUUUUAUACACAGUAUUGUAACAGUAUAGAAGGCCGCCAGAGACAUUUGUGAUAGAAUUUUCUUUCCUAGCUCAGUUUUCUACAAGUGAUCACAAGGGCGUAUGUGAUGAAUGAUUCUAAUGAAACCAAAUUUUGGGUAUAAUUUUCAGUUUGUGAACAAAAUUCUGAUUUAUCUGUAGACUAUUGUCACCAUAGCCCACCACUUAGCCAGCUAACUCGCUAACUAGCAUUUUGAUGAUUCUUUUAGUUUGUUCUUUGGACAAAUGGCUUGUUUUUCAGUGGCUUAAAAAGUGUGCUGCCAGUAUAAGAAUUGUUUUUGUUUUUAAUUGGACUUUACUCUGUGUAAAAACAGAAUACUUUAAACAGCAAAGAAAAAAAACAUUGCUAAUAUCAGAGGGCAGUAAUAAGUCAAAAGCUUAACUUGUCUUGGAGAACAGUGCAGUCCGCUUAUCCAAUAAUAUGGCCCACGUUGCUUUAUUGUUGGUAUACACAGGUUUAAAAAAGCUCAUUUAGAUGUUCAGCUUUAACACCAACCCUAAAAACUAUUCUGGAGAAGGAUUUCAAUGUUUCAUCAAUGAGCUAGGAAAGAAUUCAAGAAAGCAGUCAAAGGUGGGACUGUCUCGAUCUGCACAGUAGCUUCUUUUUGACACUAUUUGGGGAUUUGUUUGGGGGGAUGCCUCUUUCACCAUCGUCCUGAAUUUUGGCGUCCCACAGAGCGGUAUGAUUGGUCUUCAUUUGUUUUAUCUUAAACCUCCUGUAAAUAUGUUUUUCAUGUUCAAGGUUAGAUAUACUCAUGUGUAUGAAUGACGAAAAUAUGUUUCUGAGUUCACUUUUCACAUAUGUUAAAAGGUCAUUUAACUUUUUUGUUAACUAAAUAAAACACUGCAUUUAUGAAC